AUGCAACAGAAGGCCUUUGAAGAAAGCGGAUACCCCUGGCAGGAGUCCUUUGAGAAUGUUGCUGUGUGCUUGCCAUUCCGCUGCCCGAGGUGCGGAGACCAUACCAGAUUUAGAAGCUUGUCAUCCUUAAAGGCCCAUCUGGAAUUCAGUCACAGCUACCAGGAAAGAACCCUCCUGACGAAAUGCAGCCUCUUUCCAUCCCUCAAACACACAGAUCUAGUCACUUCCUCGGAACCCCUGAAACUGGGGAAAUUGCAGAGCUGCGGCAGCGUGGUGAAGCAGAAACCCAGCUAUGUUAACUUGUACAGCUUUGCACACGAACACUGCAAGGACAGGAAGCCAUGCGAGGUGGUGGCCGAGAGGCCCGUGUCCUACGUGCAGACCUACACCGCAGUGGACCUCUGUGCCGACUCGCUGGAUGGGCCGAGGGCUGGUCCCGGACUCCCCACCUCCGACACCAAAGCUGCUUUCGAGGCCCACGUCCGAGAAAAAUUCAAUCGGAUGGUCGAGGCCGUGGACAGGACCAUCGAGAAGAGGAUCGACAAACUCACCAAAGAGCUGGCCCAGAAAACUGCAGAACUGUUGGAAGUCCGGGCCGCUUUUGUCCAGCUGACUCAGAAAAAGCAGGAAGUUCAGAGACGAGAGCGGGCCCUGAAUAGACAGGUGGACGUGGCUGUGGAGAUGAUCGCGGGGCUGAGGCAACGCCUGACAGAAUCGGAGGAGGAGCUUCUCAGGAAAGAAGAAGAAGUUGUAACAUUCAACCAUUUCCUUGAAGCAGCAGCUGAGAAGGAGGUUCAAGGGAAAGCUCGGCUCCAGGACUUUAUUGAGAAUCUGUUGCAGCGGGUGGAACUGGCGGAAAAGCAGUUGGAGUACUAUCAGAGCCAGCAGGCCUCAGGCUUCUGCCGGGGCAUCAGCGAGCAUGUGCUUACAGAUAGCACUUCAAAUAGGAAACCCAAAUGCCUAAGCCGAGGACACCCACAUUCAGCGUGUAACCACCCCGAUCUCAAGACUCAUUUUCAUCCAAAGGGAAGGAGCUACCUGAAAAAAGCCAAGGAGGAGAGGGCCAGCAUGCAGCCUGCUAAGUCCAUUCACGACCAGGCCGACACCCCACGAGAACUCUGCAGACCGCUGAAGAAAGGGGAGCCUCUGGGAUUAAGUCGGAAAGGCAACAUCAGGCCCAAAAUGGCCAAGAAAAAGCCAACAGCGCUCGUGAACAUCAUCUAAAAGGGACAUAAAACACA
Molecule: messenger RNA, 1241 nt
Organism: Eptesicus fuscus (big brown bat)
Lineage: Eukaryota; Metazoa; Chordata; Mammalia; Chiroptera; Vespertilionidae
Gene: ZNF365
Product: zinc finger protein 365
Exons: 5
Coding region: 1-1224 (407 amino acids)
Biological process (GO): regulation of DNA strand resection involved in replication fork processing; telomere maintenance; regulation of double-strand break repair via homologous recombination
Cellular component (GO): centriolar satellite
Source: RefSeq, a predicted model, not a curated record